Hirsutella rhossiliensis is the source of this 1269-nucleotide messenger RNA. Its product is annotated as actin domain-containing protein. The transcript has 8 exons. Gene Ontology annotation, molecular function: actin filament binding. The coding region runs from base 1 to 1269 and encodes 422 amino acids. The record is from RefSeq and is a predicted model, not a curated record. Gene Ontology annotation, biological process: Arp2/3 complex-mediated actin nucleation. Gene Ontology annotation, cellular component: Arp2/3 protein complex; actin cortical patch. NCBI's taxonomy places the organism in Eukaryota, Fungi, Ascomycota, Sordariomycetes, Hypocreales, Ophiocordycipitaceae.
AUGGCGAACCAAACUCCUGCCGUUGUCAUGGACAACGGCACGGGGUUCUCCAAACUAGGCUUCGCCGGAAAUGACUCGCCGUCCUUCGUCUUCCCGACUGCCAUCGCGACCAAAGGUCCUGCUGCCGGCGGCGGCGGCGGCUCCGGCUCCGGCCGACCAUCCGUCGCGAACAAGCCUUCGUUUCUCACCGGAGGUGCUGGGCCCGGCAGCAGUCACUUGAGCUCCAAGAGAGGCACCGAAGACCUGGACUUUUACAUUGGUGACGCUGCCUUGGGCGCUGCCGCGGGACCUGGAUACGGUCUUCACUACCCUAUUCGUCACGGCCAAAUAGAAAACUGGGACCACAUGGAGCGAUUUUGGUCAAACUCCAUCUUCAAGUACCUCAGAGUCGAGCCCGAAGACCAUUAUUUCCUCCUGACCGAACCUCCCCUGAACCCUCCGGAAAACCGAGAAAACACGGCCGAAAUCUUCUUCGAGUCCUUCAACUGCGCCGGCAUGUACAUCGCGGUGCAGGCUGUGCUGGCCCUGGCGGCGUCGUGGACAUCCUCCAAGGUCACAGAUCGGUCCCUGACGGGAACCGUGAUCGACUCUGGCGACGGGGUCACCCACGUCAUACCCGUUGCGGAAGGAUACGUCAUCGGAUCCUCGAUCAAGUCGAUACCGAUCGCAGGCCGUGACAUCACCUACUUUGUCCAGUCUCUUCUACGAGACCGUGGCGAGCCCGACUCGUCGCUCAAGACGGCGCAGGAAAUCAAGGAAGAGUACUGCUAUGUCUGCCCAGACAUUGUCAAGGAAUUCGCCAAGUACGACCGCGAUCGCGAACGCUUCGCAAAGCACCUCGUCACCCACCCCGGCGGCCGCCAAGUCAAUGUUGACGUCGGCUACGAACGAUUCCUGGCCCCCGAGAUAUUCUUCAAUCCCGAGAUUUACAGCUCCGACUUCCUGACGCCACUGCCCAUUGUCGUCGAUGGCGUCAUCCAACAGUCACCGAUCGAUGUUCGGCGAGGCCUGUACAAGAACAUUGUCCUCUCCGGUGGAAGCACGCUCUACAAGGACUUUGGCAGGCGUUUACAGAGAGACAUCAAGCAACUGGUGGACGCUCGGAUCCGGGCAAGCGAGAGGCAGCGCCAUGGCCCCUGGUUCGGCGGCAGUCUGCUCGGCCAGACUCCGGAAUUCCGCUCUUACUGCCACACCAAGGCGGAGUAUCAAGAGUACGGCCCGAGCAUCGUGCGGAGGUUUGCAUUGCUGGGUGGACCCGGCGGUUCAUAG